Molecule: messenger RNA, 1068 nt
Organism: Saccharomycodes ludwigii
Lineage: Eukaryota; Fungi; Ascomycota; Saccharomycetes; Saccharomycodales; Saccharomycodaceae
Gene: LEU5
Product: coenzyme A transporter
Exons: 1
Coding region: 1-1068 (355 amino acids)
Biological process (GO): transmembrane transport
Cellular component (GO): mitochondrial inner membrane
Source: RefSeq, a predicted model, not a curated record
AUGAAAGAUAAAAAAUAUAUACCAGAUGAUGUAAGUGCAAUACUAGAGGCACCUAUUCCGGAAGGUACCUUGCUUAAAGCAAAUACAACCAAUGAUAUUACUUCCUCUAGUGGGAAAGUACCAAUUACAACCUUUUAUAACGAUAAACAAUCUAUGGAUUACAUUAUACGAUCAGGUAUAGCUGGUGGUAUUGCAGGAAGUUGCGCAAAAACUUUAAUCGCCCCAUUGGAUAGGAUUAAAAUUUUGUUUCAAACGGGAAAUCCACAUUAUAAGCAAUUUGCAGGGUCAAUGAAAGGAUUAAUUAAGGCAAUUCGUCAUAUCUAUAAAAUAGAUGGUUUACUUGGUUUUUAUCAAGGGCAUUCUGCAACGUUGUUAAGAAUCUUCCCCUAUGCUGCAGUCAAAUUUAUCACUUACGAACAAUUCAGAAAUAUUUUUAUUCCAAGUGUGGAAUACGAGACACACCUUCGAAGACUGAUGAGUGGGUCUUGUGCUGGUCUAUGUUCUGUAUUUUUAACAUAUCCGCUCGACCUGAUUCGUGUUAGAAUGGCUUAUAUAACACACAGACAUGAAGCUAAAUUAACCACUGUUUUGAAAAAUCUGUAUAACCAAAAUAAUCGUGCAGGAUUUAAAAAUUUUUAUCGUGGUUUCAUGCCUACCAUGUAUGGUAUGGUCCCAUAUGCCGGUGUAGCUUUUUUUGCACACGAUUUGUUCCAUGAUCUUUUUAAAUCAAAAUAUUUAAAACAAUAUUCUAUAAAUCAUACCACCGGAGAUAGUCAUAAUAUUAAGCAUAAAGAAUACUUACGGACAUGGGCAGAACUAAUAAGUGGUGGGUUAGCUGGUGUGUUAUCUCAGACAGCCGCUUAUCCCUUUGAAAUUAUUAGAAGAAGGUUACAGGUUACUAAAAAUUUUAAUUUGAAUUCGUGGGGGAUGGCAAAAUUGGUUUUUAAAGAAAAAGGUUGGAAAGGCUUUUAUGUUGGGUUAAGUAUUGGUUACAUUAAAGUAACACCAAUGGUUGCAUGCAGUUUUUAUGUUUACGAAUCAAUGAAGUUAUAUUUGCAUAUUGAAUAA